CGCUCGCACGGUAGUGAUACGGGCCGUGCUAUCAGCCGCUCGUUGCCUUCAUGAUAAGUGUCUUUUAACUCUUUUGCAACAAAACACCGAUAGAACGCGACGCACCACGAUAGGACCACGCUGCGACCAUCGAUCAAACGAUCAUCUAGAUACGGGUACUGCGCAUAUUCGUUGGACCUCUGACAAAGCAACGCAUCACAAUGUCACGUUCAAUACUGGACGAGUCUCCGAACGCGGCCUUAGACAAAACCCUGCUGAACAGAUAUCUCGAUCUGCCUCAACCGGAAGAUAAAAUUCAAGCAAAGUACAUUUGGAUCGACGGUACCGGCGAAGCGUUGCGAAGCAAAACCAGAACGGUGGAUUUCGUGCCGAAACACCCGUCAGAGUUACCGAUUUGGACAUACGAUGGUAGCUCGACGUAUCAGGCGGAUGGAGCGAAUAGUGAUAUUUACCUUUGCCCGGUAGCGAUCUACAACGAUCCAUUUCGCCGUGGUAAUAACAAGCUGGUGCUCUGUGACACUUACCACAGCGACAAGACACCGACGGCGUCGAAUAAACGUUUCACAGCGAAUAAGGCAAUGGAAAUGGUCAAGGAUCAAGACCCUUGGUUUGGAAUCGAACAGGAGUAUACUUUCCUGGAUGUCGACAAUAGGCCGCUCGGUUGGCCGAAACACGGGUACCCGGGACCUCAGGGACCGUAUUAUUGUGGCGUCGGUGCCGACAAAGUGAUCGGUCGUGAAAUCGUCGAAGCCCACUACCGAGCUUGUCUUUACGCAGGCGUGAAAAUCGCUGGUACGAACGCUGAGGUAAUGCCGUCGCAGUGGGAGUUCCAAGUCGGUCCUUGUAGCGGUAUCUCCGCUGGUGACGAUCUAUGGAUCGCCAGAUUUAUCCUUCAUCGCGUGGCCGAGGAGUACGGCGUGGUCGUUACUUUGGAUCCAAAGCCUGUGGAGGGUUCGUGGAACGGUGCCGGCGCCCAUACGAAUUUCUCGACGAAAGCAAUGCGCGCCGAGAACGGUAUCGCCGCGAUCGAGAAAGCUAUCGAUAAAUUGAGCAAACAACACCUCAGGCACAUUCAGGCGUACGAUCCGCGCGGUGGGAAGGACAACGAGCGUCGUUUGACAGGGAAAUGCGAAACCAGUAGUAUACAUGAUUUCAGCGCCGGUGUAGCCAAUCGUAACGUUAGCAUUCGUAUCCCACGUGGUGUUGCCGAGGAGAAAAAGGGCUAUUUGGAGGACAGGAGACCCAGCAGCAAUUGCGAUCCUUACUCUGUCUGCGAUGCCCUCGUGCGUACCUGUAUUCUGAACGAGUAAAAUGAUCCAUCUCGACGAUGGUACUGUGCAUAAAGGGAGGAUUCGGACGACGAAUUUGUACUGCAAUAGUGAUUGCACCUUUAUCGAGAACGCGUUCUAUGCGAGUUAAAGGCCUGCUAGUUAAAAUUGAUAUUUAGUACGAGAAAAAAAGACGUACCUUGAAUGUGGAGAGAGGGGAUCGUUCAGAAACAGUUUGCAUUAGAAACUAUACUAUGUCGAAAGCAAAGUAAAUAAAAUCGUUUUGGACCAUUCGUCUAUGCUGGUUUAAAAUCGGUAUUAGAGUCUCGUAUAUAAGUACCUAGAAAUAAAGAGAAGAGGAAAUGUAAAGACGAAAGAGUCACUCGACGUGAAUAAUUUUUUAUUGUCCAAAUACAUGUUACAAAAUUGUCGCAAAUCAAGCAUCCUAUAAUUCGUAUUUUAUGCUUUCAAAAAGUACUCUAAGGUCGUUAAGUAUCUAUAUAGCUCAAUAUCUAGCAAAGGUUGAUUUUAGGGUGUUCCUGUGCACGUAGCAUUAAAGCUUAUUAUUACGUCUACCUAUUUAAUUUGAUAAUCUUGUAGCAACAGCGACAAUAAAGAUAAACGUAUCGUUUAACAUUAUUCCGUAGACAUUGCAAAACUGACAUUAUUCAUUAACUUUAAAUCAUUUUGGUGUUCACGUUCAGGUAAAUUAAAGGUGUAGCUGCAGCAACAUAAAAGCAUGACUUUGUAUGCUGUUUACAAAUUUCUUUCAUCAAAGAACUAUAAUGGUUACAGUAAAGUCAAAGGAAACUUGUAGUCCGUGCGUUUUUCAAUCCUAGAAAGCGAUUCUGACGUCGCUUAAUUUGAUUGUAUUAGAAUAUUACGCGAUAUAGUGAAACGAAAGAAAAGUUGAUGUAGCAUGUACAUGGUGUAUUUUCAUAUUUAUAUGGUAUAUUUUCAUAUCUGUAUUUUCUAUGCUGGCUCCUUUAAUGUAAUUGUAUACCAUGACCAUUGUUAACAGUUUUGUUGAUAGUGGUUAUCGUUGUUGUUAUAGUAAUAGAAGGCGACGUUUUGGAUAAUGAAUUACUAUUCUCCUAUUAGCGUGGAACAUUCAUUUUGUUACAUUAUAAAAUAAAGAAUUCUAUGAA
Messenger RNA from Colletes gigas, 2416 nucleotides. It is a transcript of the gene Gs2, whose product is annotated as glutamine synthetase 2 cytoplasmic. The coding region runs from base 201 to 1310 and encodes 369 amino acids. Gene Ontology annotation, molecular function: glutamine synthetase activity. The transcript has 3 exons. Lineage: Eukaryota; Metazoa; Arthropoda; Insecta; Hymenoptera; Colletidae. Gene Ontology annotation, cellular component: cytoplasm. The record is from RefSeq and is a predicted model, not a curated record.